AUGUCUUCUUUCCUGCAGCGACUGGAAGUCCCCCAUCCGCCUGGGCAGCCUCGCCCGACAUGGCUGCUGAACAACGACAUCAAGCCCAUCGAAAAGGCCCGGCGCACAUGGAGCUGGUAUGAGUACUUCUCGUUCUGGUGCGUUGGUGCUUUCAAUAUCACCAAUUUCCAGCUGGGCUCUGCUCUUCUUGCAACAGGCCUUAACUGGUGGCAAACGACGGUUGCGACUCUAAUUGGCCAUAUUCUGGCUGCUGUGCUCAUAGUCAUCACCAGCUUUCCCGGACUCGAAUAUCACAUCUCAUUCCCGGUUGCUAUGCGCAUUAGCUGGGGUUUCUAUGGAUCUACAUUUGUUGUUCUAAACCGCAUUUUACUCUCGAUUGUCUGGUUCGGCGUCCAGUCAUGGCAGGGCGGGCAGAUGGCAUACGUCUGCAUCCGUGCCAUCUGGCCCAGCAUCGACCGCAUACCCAACACCAUUCCCGCUAGUACCGGCAUGACACUGCCCAUGUUCGUUGGAUUCAUCAUCUUUUCGCUCAUACAAAUCCCGUUCUUGAUUCUCGGCCCUGGCCGGCUGAGGUACAUGCUACAUGUCGGUGCCAUCGGCGGCUUUAUCUGCCAGCUCGUCCUUGUGUCCUGGGCUGGCGGCACCAAGGGCUCGCAGGGCUUUGGAGAGAUUCUUGAUAGCACAAACAAACUCAGUGGCAGCAAUGCAGGCUGGAUGUUCCUCCUCGGCAUUGGCUCAACCAUGUCCAGUAUCACUGCCGGUACCCUCAGUAUCGGUGACUACACUCGGUUUGCCAAAAAACCGUCUGACGGAAUCUGGUCCCAGGCAAUGGGAGCAUUUCCCGUCUGGUUAGCAAAUGUCAUAGGCAUGUUGACCAUCGCAGCAACUCAGAAGCGCUUCGGAUCUGCUCUAUGGAGCGUUGCCAGCCUGUUAAUGGCCAUCCAGGACGCUGAUCCCAGCUCCAAGACCCGUGUCGGUAUCUUCUUCUGCGCCUUUGUGUUUGGCAUCACACAGCUAGUACUCAAUAUCUCGGGCAAUUCCUUCUGCGGAGGCACCGAUAUGUCCGCGUUGUUCCCGAAGUACAUCAAUAUCCGACGUGGACAAGCCCUGACUGCUAUUCUCGGCACCGUGAUCAAUCCCUGGUACCUUUUGAGCGGUGCUAUUGUUUUCAUCUCGGUGCUGUCUUCCUACGUUGUCUUCCUACAGCCAUUCGUCGGAAUUGCCGCAGCCCACUACUUUAUCAUCCAAAAACGACGAAUCAAGGUACCGGACCUUUAUAUUACCGGAAACCAGUCUAUAUACUGGUAUGACUUUGGUGUGAACUGGAGGACAGUCCUUGCGUGGCUCGUCGGAGUAAUUCCUCACUUGCCCGGCAUGGUACACUCAGUGAACCCAAAGCUCCCCGUCACGGAUGGCGCAUCUCACCUCUAUUAUAUUGCCUCCAUAACCGGUUUCUUUAUCCCCUUUACCGUCUCGAUUGCGCUUGAUUAUCUUGUACCCGUCAAGGCGCAGAAAGAUUUCAUCCAGUCCGUGUCUAUACGGGAAGCUCAAGACAUCGCCAGCGAGAUGGCUGAGUCAAACGAGAAGUCUGCCGAUGGUGCAGCGCAUCUCAAUACAGACAGGGAGAGCAGUGUUGAGCACAAGAUUCCGGAGACCAAUUCACACUCUGUCUAA
Molecule: messenger RNA, 1674 nt
Organism: Nannizzia gypsea CBS 118893
Lineage: Eukaryota; Fungi; Ascomycota; Eurotiomycetes; Onygenales; Arthrodermataceae
Product: allantoin permease
Exons: 6
Coding region: 1-1674 (557 amino acids)
Biological process (GO): transmembrane transport; nucleobase transport
Cellular component (GO): plasma membrane
Molecular function (GO): nucleobase transmembrane transporter activity
Source: RefSeq, a predicted model, not a curated record